CAGAGUGAGACCAACAAUCAACAAUGGGUUUAAUAAGCCACAUUAUUUCCUCAUUUUUGCUCUUGAUUUUGAUUUUCGGGGCUUCGGGUAGUUAUGGUCAGCUUACAUCUGAUUUCUACUCCACGACCUGCCCUAAUGUCACGAUCAUUGCUCGGGGCUUAAUCGAGCAAGCAAGCCGUGGCGACGUCAGACUCACUGCUAAAGUCAUGCGCCUUCACUUUCACGACUGUUUCGUGAAUGGGUGCGAUGGUUCGGUACUAUUGGAUGCUGCUCCGUCUGAUGGUGUAGAGGGUGAGAAGGAGGCUUUCCAAAACGCUGGCUCUCUUGAUGGAUUCGAUGUAAUCGAUGAUAUCAAAACUGCAGUCGAGAAUGUUUGCCCUGGAGUUGUCUCUUGUGCCGAUAUCCUCGCUAUCGCAGCUGAAAUCUCUGUCUCACUGGCCGGAGGACCGUCAUGGGACGUAUUGUUAGGGAGGAGAGAUGGUCGGACAGCAAACCGUGGAGACGCGGUAACUGCACUUCCACUAGGACCUGACUCUCUCGAGAUUCUUACCUCUAAGUUCUCAGUACAUAAUCUUGACACAACUGAUCUUGUCGCUUUAUCUGGUGCUCAUACUUUCGGGAGGGUUCAGUGUGGAGUGAUAACAAAUCGUCUACAUAAUUUCACUGGUAACAACGGACAGUCCGACCCAACUAUUGAACCGGAGUUCUUGCAAACGUUGAGACGGCAAUGCCCACAAGGCGGAAGUCUCACCGCGAGGAUCAAUCUUGAUGAUACGACCCCUGACUCGUUUGAUAACGACUAUUUCAAGAACCUUCAAAACAACCGUGGAGUCAUUGAAUCAGAUCAAAUCUUGUUCUCUUCGACAGGGUCACCUACUGUAUCUUUGGUGAAUAGUUUCGCAGAGAACCAAAGUGAGUUCUUUAGAAAUUUUGCGAGAUCGAUGAUCAAGAUGGGAAAUGUAAGGGUUCUCACAGGGACUGAAGGAGAGAUUCGUAGAGACUGUAGACGGGUCAACUAAUACGUUUUGCAUAAUUGCAGGUUCAAACUUGUUGUUAUUCAUGAAAUAAGUGGUAUUUAUUUGUGCUUUUUCAUAAAUGUUUUAUAUUCCGUUGAUUUUGUUUUACUAUUAAGGCUAAACAUGCCACUGUUAUUUAGAAAUGCUUCACGUUCUUUCUAUUGUAGUCUGUACAUCAUCUUCUAAAAC
Molecule: messenger RNA, 1205 nt
Organism: Eruca vesicaria subsp. sativa (arugula)
Lineage: Eukaryota; Viridiplantae; Streptophyta; Magnoliopsida; Brassicales; Brassicaceae
Source: the annotation of a GenBank genome assembly